AUGGGGGACACCUUUAUCCGGCACAUCGAGCUGCUGGGCUAUGAGAAGAGGUUUUUCCCCAGCCAGCACUAUGUCUACAUGUUCCUGGUGAAGUGGAACGACCUCUCCGAAAAGCUCGUCUACCGCCGGUUCACCGAGAUCUAUGAGUUCCACAAAGCGCUGAAGGAGAUGUUUCCCAUCGAAUCCGGGGACAUCAAUGUGGAGAGCCGGAUCAUCCCGCACUUGCCAGCCCCGAAAUGGUUUGACGGGCAGCGCUCGACGCAGAACAGGCAGGGCACACUGGCCGAGUACUGCUACACGCUGGUCAACCUGCCCCCCAAAAUCUCCCCCUGCCUUUGCUCUGACCCAUCCAGGAUCAGGAAGCCCGAGGUCUUCCUCCUGCCGAAGGAUGCCAAGAAGAACUCCAGCGACAUCACGGGCCCCAUCGUCCUGCAAACGUACCGAGCCAUCGCCGACUACGAGAAGAGCUCCACGUCUGAGAUGGCUCUGAAAGCUGGGGACAUGGUGGACGUCGUCGAGAAGAGCGAGAGCG
Molecule: messenger RNA, 532 nt
Organism: Pterocles gutturalis (yellow-throated sandgrouse)
Lineage: Eukaryota; Metazoa; Chordata; Aves; Pterocliformes; Pteroclidae
Gene: NCF1
Product: neutrophil cytosolic factor 1
Exons: 6
Biological process (GO): superoxide anion generation; respiratory burst
Cellular component (GO): NADPH oxidase complex
Molecular function (GO): superoxide-generating NADPH oxidase activator activity; protein binding; phosphatidylinositol binding
Source: RefSeq, a predicted model, not a curated record